AUGAUGCAGAGCACUGAAAGAGAAGGCUUUGUGGUGAGGGUCCGGGGCUUGCCUUGGUCAUGCUCAGUCAGUGAUGUCCAAAACUUCUUCUCAGAAUGCAAAAUUCAAAAUGGGGCAUCAGGCAUUCAUUUCAUUUAUAACAGAGAGGGAAAACCAAGUGGAGUGGCAUUUGUUGAACUCGAAUCUGAAGAUGAUGUCAAAUUGGCACUGAAAAAAGAUAAAGAGACUAUGGCACACAGAUAUGUUGAAGUAUUCAAGUCAAACAGUGUUGAGAUGGAUUGGACAUUGAAGCAUUCUGCUCCAAAUACUCUUGACACUGCCAGCAAUGGCUAUGUACGCCUUAGAGGACUUCCAUUUAGCUGCAACAAGGAAGAUAUCAUUCAGUUCUUUUCAGGGUUGGAAAUCAUGCCAAAUGGGAUCACAUUGCCGGUAGACUUUCAAGGGAGGAAUAGUGGGGCAGCCUUUGUGCAGUUUGCCUCACAAGAAAUAGCUGAAAAGGCUCUCAAGAAACACAAGGAAAGAAUGGGGCACAGGUACAUUGAAAUCUUCAAGAGCAGCCAGGCAGAAGUGCAUAUGCAUCAUGAUCCUCCUCAAAGGCGAAUGGCUAGGCAACGGCCAAGUCCUUAUGACAGACCUCAGGAUGCCAGAUGCUAUGGUAGUCUUGCUAGAGGAGCUAGGUUUCAAGAAAUGAGCUAUGGUGCCUAUGGAAUUGGAUAUGGAGACUAUAAUGACUACCAUGGAUAUAGUCAUGAAUAUCACUUUGGAAGAGACCUCAAUUACUACUUAGGAAUGUCUGGUCAUAGCUAUGGAGAUAGCUGGUCUACCUUCCAGAGGCCAGCGGGUCAUUUUGUGCACAUGAGAGGACUACCUUACAAAGCUACUGAAAAUGACAUCUAUGAAUUUUUCUCACCACUCAAACCUGUGGGAGCAUACAUUGAAACUGGACCUGAUGGCAGAGUGACUGGAGAAGCAGAUGUUGAAUUUGCUACUCAUGAAGAUGCUGUGGCAGCUAUGGCAAAAGACAAAGCAAAUAUGCAACACAGGUACAUAGAGCUCUUCUUGAAAUCUAUAGCAGAAGAAGACAGUGGUGCUUAUGAACACAGGUACAUAGAGCUCUUCUUGAAAUCUAUAGCAGAAGCAGACAGUGGUGCUUAUGAUCCCCAAGUGAUGGGAGGCAUGGGCUUCUCAAACCAGUUUAGUUAUGGCAGUACACCUAGCCAGGUGCUGAAUGAAGCUUAUGGAAGAGCCUUUGAUGACCAGAACGAAGGUGACCAAGUUUUACAGGAAAACUUGAGCAAUUUUUCAACCAUACCUUGCAUGGGGAACCAAGGAGAGAUGAACAGCAGCUACAACAAUUGGGAAAGCUUUGCACCUGUGGGAAUGAAUAGAAUGGAAGGAAUAUCAGCCAUGCCCAGUAUGGGAAGUCAGUCAGCAAUGCAUCCUGAUCAGUGA
This is a messenger RNA of Dromiciops gliroides (monito del monte), 1452 nucleotides long. RefSeq names its product heterogeneous nuclear ribonucleoprotein H-like. The coding region runs from base 1 to 1452 and encodes 483 amino acids. Gene Ontology annotation, cellular component: ribonucleoprotein complex; nucleoplasm. The transcript is spliced from 2 exons. NCBI's taxonomy places the organism in Eukaryota, Metazoa, Chordata, Mammalia, Microbiotheria, Microbiotheriidae. Gene Ontology annotation, molecular function: RNA binding. Gene Ontology annotation, biological process: regulation of RNA splicing. The record is from RefSeq and is a predicted model, not a curated record.